CUAGAUGACGUAAUCCCAGUAAGGCUGACAGCUCGGUGCUCUGCGGUAACCGGUAACACACCGACAGUCAGUCAGCUCAGAGAGCCGUUAGCUAACCUUAGAUAUCCUCUGUUCGGUUCAAGUUUAAAUCCGUCUAGUCCGUUAACACAAUCUAAAACACAAGGCGUCCGUUAAACCGGGUCACGUAUUUGCUGUUGAUCAGCUGGCUAAUGUUAGCUGUUUCCUGGUCGGAGCUGCAGCCAUUUUGGAUUUCUACCGAGAAACAACUAGCCUGUCGUGGUGUGAGCAGUGUGAGCUAGUCACCGCUCCCCAUUUCACAACUAAACACCGCUGUUUAGGCCUAUCUGCAGAACUGGAAAAGGACUUCUGAUCAGAGGGGACACGCUACACAACUAGUCCACAAUGAAUCCAGAAUAUGACUAUUUAUUUAAGCUGCUCCUGAUUGGUGACUCUGGUGUUGGAAAGUCUUGCCUUCUUCUCCGAUUUGCAGAUGACACAUACACAGAAAGUUACAUUAGCACUAUUGGUGUGGACUUCAAAAUACGAACCAUAGAACUUGAUGGAAAGACCAUUAAACUUCAGAUUUGGGAUACUGCAGGUCAGGAAAGGUUUCGCACAAUCACGUCCAGCUACUACCGAGGGGCUCAUGGUAUCAUUGUAGUGUAUGAUGUCACAGACCAGGAGUCCUUCAACAAUGUCAAACAGUGGCUACAGGAGAUCGACCGCUACGCCAGUGAAAAUGUCAACAAGCUAUUGGUUGGAAACAAGUGUGACCUGACGACGAAGAAGGUGGUGGAUUACACAACAGCUAAGGAGUUUGCAGACUCUCUAGGCAUUCCCUUUUUGGAAACCAGCGCUAAGAAUGCCACCAAUGUGGAGCAGGCCUUCAUGACCAUGGCUGCUGAAAUCAAGAAGAGGAUGGGCCCUGGGGCCACAGCUGGAGGAGGGGAGAAGCCCAAUGUGAAGCUGACCCCCGGCACUACUGUGAAGCCUUCAUCAGGAGGAUGCUGCUGAGAGAGAAACCACUCCCCCGCCCUCUUUCUCUGCAGGCCUGUCACCUGGCCGCCAUCCCCCUCCAACACCACCGUAUCCCAGCGAAGCCCCCCCACAUGCAGACAGGACAGAGAGGACACGUGAGAAUAAGAUGAAGUUGCCUGUAUUUGUACUGUACAUAGUAUAGCCGCACUACCAAAAACAAAUAAAGCAUCCUUCUUGUACCCCUCCAGACCUAUCAGAGGCUACUCUGAAUGCAGGCUCAAAAGAACUCUGUGCGUGUGUCCUUGCAUUCCUACAGCGGGGUUGGUGAAUGAAUCCAUUCAUUAAAGUUUUUGUUUGUAUGGACCUUUUUUUCUUCUUUGCUUUUUCCUUCCUUCACUGAUUAUUUUGCUGUUUCUAUCAGCAUGUCCGUCAGUCUGUCCUCACCGUUUCUGUUUCUCACCAACCCAUGUCCAGCAGUGUCUCACUGUCCAGCAUCUAAAGUGUAGUGCAGUACAUUAUAUGUACAUAAAGUGUGUGUGUGUGUGUGUGUGUGUGUGUGUGUGUGUGUGUGUGUGUGUGUGUGUGUGUGUGUGUGUGUGUGUGUGUGUGUGUGUGUGUGUGUGUGUGUGUGUGUGUGUGUGUGUGUGUGUGUGUGUGUGUGUGUGUGUGUGUGUGUGUGUGUGUGUGUGUGUGUGUGUGUGUGUGUGUGUGUGUGUGUGUGUGUGUUCUCUCAAAUCUGAUUUGCCAGUUCUGUAGUGUUCAAUUGACUCUUUAUCUCUGCAUUUAAUUAUUGGCUGAAGAUAACUGUAAGUUUGUUGCGCAACAUGUAACACCUGAACUGAAAAUAAAUCUUGUUCUACCAGACUGUAUAAAAA
Molecule: messenger RNA, 1853 nt
Organism: Centropristis striata (black sea bass)
Lineage: Eukaryota; Metazoa; Chordata; Actinopteri; Perciformes; Serranidae
Product: ras-related protein ORAB-1-like
Exons: 6
Coding region: 403-1014 (203 amino acids)
Molecular function (GO): GTP binding; GTPase activity
Source: RefSeq, a predicted model, not a curated record